Messenger RNA from Heteronotia binoei (common prickly gecko), 1577 nucleotides. RefSeq names its product protein NKG7-like. The transcript is spliced from 5 exons. The record is from RefSeq and is a predicted model, not a curated record. Lineage: Eukaryota; Metazoa; Chordata; Lepidosauria; Squamata; Gekkonidae. The coding region runs from base 195 to 704 and encodes 169 amino acids. Gene Ontology annotation, cellular component: plasma membrane.
GGUUCUUUCUCUCCAUGAGGGACAUUCGCAUUUGUCACCAGUAAGGAAUAGAGUUUGGGCUACACAGAGAGCCAAAAGGACAGAUUCAAAGGCCUGCUACAUAUUUCUUACCUGAGAAUCGCCAGCAGACUGAGGAUCCCUUCCAGGUUCAUCCCCGUUGUGCCGUACCACCGCACACCUGAUCACCCUCCACUAUGGAACACCUGCAGAUCACUGCCUGCCUCUUCUCUUUCAUAAGCCUCCUGCUGCUCAUCAUUGCCCUGGCUUCAGACUUCUGGGUAGUGGAUUUGAAAAACCAACACUCAGGACUGUGGCAAACGUGUAGGGGCGACCUUUGUGUACGAUAUGGAAUGAAUGUGCCAGCUUUUAUCCAUGGCACCCGAGCCUUUAUGGUCAUGGGGAUGAUGGCUGGUACUGUUUCCUUCUUUGGUCUUUUCACCUCAUUUUUCCGGACCCAUGUUGGCUCUAUUUCCAUAAAAGUUAUUACAGUGUCAGCCAGCAUUGUGGCAGGUGUUUGUGGUUUGAUUGCUAUGUCAACCUUCACAGGCAUGUAUACAAACCACACCUCUGAACUUGGAAAAUCGUUUGGAUGGUCUUUUGCUAUUGGCUGGGUCUCGUCCAUUCUGUUUUUUAAAAGUGGUUUGCUUGCUUACAAGGCAAUGGCCCAUAGUGCACGCAUAUCUUACUCCCCUUUACCAGAAUAGUAACCUUUUAAUCUUGACUGUGGAUUCUGUGCUAGCUUUAUGCACCAUUCUUCUUUCCUCCAGCGUUUUUAUUCUGCAGUGACCAUUUUGAAAAACUCACUUUUCUAAAUUGGAGUGGAACAUCACCUGUAACAUGUGCCGGGGGGGGGGGGGGGGAGCGAGGUCCAAAGUUAAAAAAAAAAUUAUACAAUUGCCCUAUCACAGCUUUGCAGUAGCGUCUAGCAAGCGCCUUCCAUUUAAAUCCUCAUGGUUCAGGUUUUGCACAUGCAUUUUUGUGUUAGUUGAAGGAAAGGGAACAGAAGGGAUCAGAAGAAAGGGGUGGGGUGGGGGAUACCCACUAUUUAAACUGACAGGACUUUUUCUGAAAGCCCCAUUUUGCAUAUUGCCAAGCCCUAGGGGAUUCUGCUGUGUUAUUGACCACUGAAAAAUGGGAAAGAGUAACACACACUCAUAAUACGCGGAAACAUGUUGAGUGUACAGAAUGCACAGUGGAAUACCCUGACACUGGCACCACAAGCUGUGGUUGUUGACAAUGUGUGUGUGCGCAUGCACGCACCUGUGCAAAGUCAACUGCUACUCCACCUUGCUUUGCACAGGGCUGCAAUUUGUACAGGUGAGAAGUCCUCUUGCAGAAGCUUUGCACAGCCUUUUUGGUCUAGUGCCACUAAACAGAAAGAAAAAAGAAAGAAAGAAAUGGGGGAGGGUAUUUUCACCAAUGCCCUAACUCAGCUGCAUAGUAACAUUAAUUUGCUGCCCUUCCUUGCAAAUUUGCAUGAUUUUCUCUUUGUGAUUCUCUAGUUUGAGCCUACACAGCGGUCGUGAUUUUGGCAGUUUUUAAAGCCCAUCCUGUGCAGAUUGCACUCUUCCUCCAAA